AUGGCUUCUGUGACGGCCAACGGGGCGCCCAAGACCAAUGGCACAUUGACAAAUGGCGAUGCGCACCCCACCAAAGAGCAAUCGCGUCCGAGGCAUUCAAGCUCUUACGCCGCCAAAUUUAAGAUGCCACCCCACUUCAUCGGCGGCAAUCAUCUAGGAGUAGCUGCAGCAGGGUCCGUCAAGGACUUCGUUACCAACCACGAUGGGCACACCGUCAUUACUAGCGUGCUCAUUGCAAACAACGGUAUUGCUGCAGUCAAGGAAAUAAGAUCCGUACGAAAAUGGGCCUACGAAACCUUUUUAGACGAGCGGGCCAUACAAUUUACGGUGAUGGCCACACCGGAAGAUUUGGCCGCGAAUGCAGACUACAUAAGGAUGGCGGAUCAAUACGUUGAGGUCCCCGGCGGCACGAACAACAACAAUUACGCAAACGUGGAGUUGAUCGUCGAUAUCGCUGAGCGAAUGAACGUCCACGCUGUUUGGGCAGGAUGGGGACAUGCCUCAGAAAACCCAAAGUUGCCCGAAUCUUUGGCAGCAUCGCCCAAGAGAAUCAUUUUUAUCGGCCCCCCGGGCUCGGCAAUGCGGUCCCUGGGUGACAAAAUAUCCUCCACAAUCGUUGCGCAACACGCAAAAGUCCCAUGUAUACCCUGGUCUGGUGAGGGAGUCGACAAGGUCCGAGUUGACGAGGAAGGCAUUGUGGCGGUCGACGAUGACGUCUACGACAAAGGAUGCACACACUCACCCAAGGAGGGUCUAGAAGCAGCUCGCAAGAUCGGAUUCCCUGUGAUGGUCAAGGCCUCAGAAGGAGGUGGAGGGAAGGGUAUCCGCAAAGUGGACAAUGAGGAGAAUUUCACAGCUCUUUACAAUGCCGCUGCAAGUGAGGUGCCUGGAUCGCCCAUAUUCAUAAUGAAGCUUGCCGGAAAUGCUAGGCAUUUGGAGGUACAAUUGCUGGCCGACGAGUACGGGAACAAUAUCUCUCUUUUCGGAAGGGACUGUUCAGUGCAAAGGAGACAUCAAAAGAUUAUCGAAGAAGCUCCCGUCACAAUCGCCAAUACUGCGACAUUUCGAGCCAUGGAGAAGGCUGCCGUUCGGCUUGGCAGGCUUGUGGGCUAUGUUUCCGCCGGCACUGUAGAGUACCUCUACUCGCAUGCUGAUGACAAGUUCUACUUUUUGGAGCUGAACCCUCGAUUGCAAGUAGAGCAUCCAACAACGGAAAUGGUCAGCGGUGUCAACCUUCCAGCUGCCCAAUUGCAAAUAGCUAUGGGUGUCCCCCUUCACCGAAUACGGGAUAUUCGAAUAUUGUACGGUGCAGACCCCCAGUCAACAUCGGAAAUCGACUUCGACUUCUCCAACCAAGACAGUCUCAAAUCUCAACGGCGACCAACUCCAAAAGGCCACACGACGGCAUGUCGUAUCACGUCGGAAGAUCCUGGUGAGGGUUUCAAGCCUUCGAGCGGUAUGAUGCAUGAACUCAAUUUCCGAAGUAGCUCGAAUGUGUGGGGUUACUUCUCUGUCGGUACUGCGGGAGGUAUCCACAGCUUCUCCGACAGCCAAUUCGGCCACAUCUUUGCAUAUGGAGAAAAUCGGUCUGCUUCUAGAAAACACAUGGUCGUCGCGCUGAAGGAACUUAGUAUCCGCGGUGACUUCCGCACAACGGUUGAAUACCUCAUCAAGCUCCUUGAGACACCUGCUUUCGAGGACAAUACGAUCACGACCGGUUGGCUUGAUGAGCUGAUCACUAACAAGUUGACGGCGGAGAGACCUGAUCCAAUUUUAGCUGUGGUUUCUGGAGCCGUCACUAAAGCCCACGUCGCGAGCGAGGGCUGCAUAGCAGAGUAUCGGAAGGGUCUCGAAAAGGGCCAGGUCCCCGCGAAAGAUGUUCUGAAGACCGUUUUCCUGGUCGACUUUAUCUACGAAGGCAUUCGCUACAAGUUCACGGCGACACGGUCUAGUGUGGAUAGUUACCAUCUCUUCAUCAAUGGAUCCAAGUGCGCUGUUGGUGUGCGGGCUCUUGCCGACGGUGGACUUCUCAUCUUGCUCAGCGGAAAAAGCCACAACGUCUACUGGAAGGAAGAAGUCGGUGCCACUCGUAUCAGCGUCGACAGCAAGACAUGUCUCCUCGAGCAAGAGAACGACCCUACUCAACUGCGAACGCCCAGUCCGGGCAAGCUUGUAAAGUUCACCGUAGAGAAUGGCGAGCACGUCAAAGCUGGACAGGCGUUUGCCGAGGUCGAAGUCAUGAAGAUGUACAUGCCAUUAAUUACGCAGGAAGCAGGCACAGUGAACCUUAUCAAGCAGCCCGGAGCAGUCCUGGAAGCAGGCGACAUCUUGGGUGUACUUGCUUUGGACGACCCAUCUCGUGUUAAGCACGCGCAGCCGUUCUCAGCUCAGUUGCCUGCUCUUGGACCACCUCAAGUGGUUGGUAACAAACCGCCGCAGAGAUUCGCCUUGCUGCACAGUAUCCUACAAAAUAUUCUCCAAGGCUUCGACAACCAAGUCAUCAUGGCUUCUACACUAAACGAGUUGAUUGAAGUCCUCCGUGACCCCGAGUUACCCUAUGGCGAAUGGAAUGCUCAAUUUUCAGCUCUACACGCCAGAAUGCCCAGCAAGCUAGAUUCGCAAUUUACACAAAUUGUCGAGCGAGCGAAAUCUCGAAAGUCAGAAUUCCCGGCAAAGCAAUUGACCAAGACAAUGACUCGUUUCAUCGAAGACAACGUCAACCCUGGAGACGUCAACGUGUUGACGUCCGCUCUUCAACCGUUGGUGGAGGUAAUGGAUCGCUAUACUGAGGGCCUGAAGGUUCACGAGUACGAAGUUUUCUGCAAUCUCCUUGACCAAUAUUACGACGUCGAAAAGCUUUGGUCAACCCGGAACUCUCGUGAUGAGGACGUCGUACUCAAGCUCAGAGAACAAAACAAAGAUGACAUACUCAAGGUCGUUCACACCGUACUCUCGCACAGCAGGAUUGGAGCCAAGAAUAAUCUUGUUCUUGCAAUACUGGAGAUGUACCGUCCGAACAAACCACAUACUGUCAACGUCGCAAAGCAUUUCCGAUCACACCUGCGGAAGCUGACCGACUUGGAAUCGAGAGCGACAGCCAAAGUUACUCUCAAGGCUCGAGAGGUGCUUAUUCAAUGCGCUCUGCCGUCUCUCGAGGAGCGAGAAUCACAAAUGGAGCACAUCCUUCGGUCCUCUGUAGUCGAGUCAAAAUAUGGUGAAACUGGCUGGGAUCAUCGGGAACCUAACUUGGACGUGCUCAGGGAAGUGGUUGAUUCCAAAUAUACUGUCUUCGACGUUCUUCCACAGUUCUUCGGAUACCAUGACCCUUGGGUCUCAUUGGCCGCACUUGAGGUCUAUAUUCGCCGUGCAUACCGAGCUUACUCGCUGAAAGCUAUCGAGUACCACACUGAUUACGAACCACCUUUCAUCAUUUCCUGGGAUUUCUUACUUCGCAAACUUGGCCAUCAGGAUUUCGGCAUGCCCGUCACUUCCUCAUUUCCUUCGACGCCCGCCACACCCACAACAGAGGGCAACCCGUUCAGUCGUAUCAGCUCCAUCAGUGACAUGUCAUAUCUCGCCAACCGAGAAGACGCGGAGCCUUUGCGAAAGGGUGUCAUUGUCCCUGUGCAGUAUCUCGACGAGGCUGAAGAAUACCUACAGCGAGCACUGGAGGUCUUCCCAGCUAUGGGAGCGAGAAAGAAGUCCGAGAUUGGUUUGUUGCCGGAACUAAAUUCACGUAGGAAGCCUUCUCCUAGACGGGAACCAGAACCGGACCUCACAGCUGUCUGCAAUGUCGCUAUUCGAGAUGUUGAAUCCUACGACGACAAUGAGACACUAAGCAGAAUCACUGACGUCGUUAAUGAUUUCAAGUCAGAGCUGCUCUUGCGGAGAGUACGACGGAUCAGCUUCAUCUGUGGGCACAAGGAUGGAACAUACCCUGGUUACUUUACGUUCCGUGGUCCGACCUACCAGGAGGAUGACAGCAUUCGACACAUAGAGCCAGCCCUUGCUUUCCAGCUUGAGCUGGGAAGACUGUCCAAGUUCCGCAUCAAGCCAGUGUUUACGGAAAAUAGAAAUAUCCACGUCUAUGAGGCCAUCGGCAAGGCGGACAACAGCGACAAGGCCACUGAUAAGAGAUACUUCACGCGAGCCGUAGUGCGACCAGGCAGACUACGAGACGAGAUCCCCACAGCUGAAUAUCUUAUCUCAGAAGCCGACAGACUUAUGACUGACAUCCUCGAUGCUUUAGAGAUCAUUGGCAACAACAAUUCUGACCUGAACCACAUCUUCAUCAACUUCUCCACGGUCUUUCCUCUCCGGCCACAGGAAGUUGAAGAGGCACUUGCUGGCUUUCUUGAGCGAUUCGGUCGACGGGCCUGGCGGCUACGUGUGACAGGCGCAGAGAUCCGUAUCAUCUGUACAGAUCCCAGUACUGGAAUGCCCUAUCCUCUGCGCUGCGUCAUUACCAAUACGUCGGGCUAUGUCAUCCAAGUCGAGAUGUACGCCGAGAAGAAGUCUGACAAAGGACCAGAAUGGCUCUUCCACAGCAUCGGCGGCACCACAAGGAUUGGUGCUAUGCAUCUAAGACCGGUCUCCACGCCUUACCCGACCAAAGAAUGGCUGCAGCCCAAGAGGUACAAGGCUCAUCUUAUGGGAACCCAAUACGUCUACGAUUUCCCAGAUCUCUUUCGACAAGCCUUUCAGAACAGCUGGCAGAAGGCUGUUGGCAAGCAUCCUUCGCUGGCCAACAAACAGCCCGAAGUCGGUGAAUGCAUGGACUACAGUGAAUUGGUCCUUGACGAGCAUGACGAUCUCGCGGAAGUCUCUCGCGAGGCCGGUACCAACACGCAUGGUAUGGUUGGAUGGCUUGUCACAGCAAAGACACCUGAGUACCCCAAAGGUCGAAGAUUCAUCAUUGUUGCGAACGAUAUAACCUUCAAGAUUGGCUCGUUUGGCCCAACAGAAGACAAGUUCUUCUUCAAAUGUACAGAGCUUGCGCGGAAAUUGGGUAUCCCGCGGAUAUACCUAUCAGCAAACUCUGGCGCCCGCAUAGGCAUGGCUGAAGAGUUGAUUCCUCAUUUCUCAGCUGCGUGGAAUGAUCCAGAGAAACCCCAAGCCGGCUUCAAGUAUUUGUACUUGACCCCAGCCAUGAAGGAGCGAUUCGAGGAUGGAAAGUCAAGGGGUGUGAUAACAGAGAAAAUCACAGAGCAUGGUGAAGUACGACACAGGAUCACCACCAUCAUCGGUCAGGAGGACGGUCUAGGUGUUGAGUGUCUCAAAGGGUCUGGUCUGAUCGCUGGCGAGACCUCGAAAGCUUACGAAGACAUUUUCACCAUCACAUUGGUUACCUGUCGAUCAGUUGGUAUUGGCGCGUACCUUGUUCGCCUUGGGCAGAGAGCCAUCCAGAUUGAAGGGCAGCCAAUCAUACUGACUGGCGCAGCGGCCAUUAACAAGCUUUUGGGCCGUGAGGUGUACACCUCCAAUCUUCAGCUUGGUGGCACCCAAAUUAUGUACAAGAAUGGUGUUUCACACAUGACUGCGACUGAUGACUUUGAAGGCGUUUCGAAGAUUGUUGACUGGAUGUCUUUUGUGCCUGAUAAGAAGAACAGCCCCAUACCCAUUGGAUUACACUCCGAUCCAUGGGAUCGUAAUGUCGCUUAUUUCCCACCAGCGAAGCAAACAUACGAUGUCCGAUGGCUUAUAGCUGGCAAGGAAGACGAGGAAGGUUUCCUUUCUGGCCUCUUCGACAGAGACUCAUUUCAAGAAUCUUUAGGCGGCUGGGCUCGCACUGUGGUUGUGGGUCGUGCCCGACUUGGCGGUAUUCCAAUAGGUGUCAUUGGGGUAGAGACACGCUCAGUGGAGAACGUCACCCCUGCAGACCCAGCGAAUCCAGACUCGAUGGAACAGAUCACGCAAGAAGCUGGAGGGGUGUGGUAUCCCAACUCGGCCUUCAAGACCGCACAGGCCAUCCGCGACUUCAACAAUGGCGAGCAGCUACCAUUGAUGAUCCUUGCCAAUUGGAGAGGUUUCUCAGGUGGGCAACGCGACAUGUACAACGAGGUCCUCAAAUACGGAUCAUACAUCGUCGACGCCUUGGUCAAGUACGAGCAGCCAAUCUUCGUCUACAUUCCACCAUUUGGUGAGCUUCGGGGAGGUUCAUGGGUUGUGGUUGAUCCUACUAUUAACCCAGAUCACAUGGAGAUGUACGCAGAUGAAGAUGCUCGCGGCGGUGUUUUGGAACCCGAGGGUAUUGUGAAUAUCAAGUUCCGCCGUGACAGGCAGCUCGAAACGAUGGCUCGUCUUGAUGCCACCUACGCGGAACUCAAAGCACAGUUAUUGGACAAAUCCCUCUCCUCAGACAAGCAGAGUGAUAUCAAGGUCAAGAUGCAGGAGCGUGAGCAAUUACUGUUGCCCGUUUACUCGCAAAUCUCUCUCCAGUUCGCCGAUCUCCACGACCGUGCAGGCAGAAUGCAGGCCAAGAACACAAUUCGUCAUCCACUUCAAUGGAAGAACGCGCGUCAAUUCUUCUACUGGCGCCUUCGUCGUCGUCUUAACGAAGAGUCUCUAAUCAAGAAGAUGGCACAAGCUUCGACUCGUGAUCCAAAGGCCCGAGCGAGCAGCCUGCGGACCCUGCGUGCCUGGACUGGUAUUCAGGAUUUUGAGCACAAUGAUCGGGCAGUGGCGACAUGGUACGAGGAGAACCGCAAAAGUGUGCAGACCAAGCUGGACGGGUUGAAGUCGGAGAGCGUGGCGUCCGAUAUUGGAGCCCUUCUCAGUGCCAACAAGGACGGUGGCAUGAAAGGAUUUAAACAGUUCUUGGACACGAUGCCUAUCGAGGAACGGGAGCAGGCAUUCAAAUAUCUGAAAGGCUGA
Letharia lupina is the source of this 6873-nucleotide messenger RNA. RefSeq lists its product as uncharacterized. The transcript is spliced from 6 exons. Bases 1 to 6873 code for a protein of 2290 amino acids. Gene Ontology annotation, biological process: fatty acid biosynthetic process. The record is from RefSeq and is a predicted model, not a curated record. Gene Ontology annotation, molecular function: ATP binding; acetyl-CoA carboxylase activity; metal ion binding. NCBI's taxonomy places the organism in Eukaryota, Fungi, Ascomycota, Lecanoromycetes, Lecanorales, Parmeliaceae.